GUCCGAAGCCGGCGAGGAGGAGCAGGAUGGAGCCGCCGCCGCCGUGCUCGAAGAAGAGCCUGUCCCUGUCGCUGCCCGUGCCGCGGGAGGGUCAGGCCACCCUCAAGCCCCCGCAGCACCUUUGGCGGCAGCCCCGGACCCCCAUCAAGAUCAAGCACCGCGGCUACUCGGACACGGAGAGGCACCCGCACCGGCAGAUCGAGAGGGCGGACGCCAUGGACACCAGCGACCGGCCGGGGUUGAAGAAAUGCCGCAUGUCCUGGCCGUCGUCUUUCCACGGGACCACCAGCAGCGGCGGAGGCGGCCACGCCGGCAAGCGUUUCGAGGUGGAGAAUGGCCCGUCACCUGGGCGCAGCCCGCUGGAUCCCCAGGCCAGCCCAGGUCUGGUGCUUCACCCCAGCUUUCCACAGAGCCAGAGGCGUGAGUCCUUCCUGUACCGCUCGGACAGCGACUAUGACAUGUCUCCAAAGACCAUGUCACGCAACUCGUCCAUCGCCAGUGAAGCACAUACUGAAGACCUGAUAGUGACACCAUUUGCCCAGGUCCUGGCAAGCUUGAGGAGUGUACGUAAUAAUUUCUCCAUCCUGGCAAAUGUUCCUACGCCAACAUCCAACAAGAGGUCUCCCAUGGGCAGCCAGCCAACUGUUUGCAGAGCCACGCUCUCAGAAGAAACAUACCAGCAGAUGGCCAAAGAGACCUUGGAAGAGCUAGACUGGUGCCUUGACCAGCUGGAGACCAUUCAGACGUACCGCUCUGUUAGUGAGAUGGCAUCCAACAAGUUCAAAAGAAUGCUCAACCGUGAACUAACCCACUUCUCUGAAAUGAGCCGCUCUGGAAACCAGGUCUCUGAAUAUAUUUCCAACACCUUCUUAGACAAGCAGAACGAUGUGGAGAUUCCAUCCCCAACACAGAAAGAGCGGGAGAAGAAGAAGAAGCAGCAACCCAUGUGCCAGAUCAGCGGAGUCAAGAAACUCAUGCACAGUUCCAGCCUGACCAAUUCCAGUAUUCCCCGCUUUGGGGUCAAAACUGACCAGGAAGAACCGCUCAGUAAGGAACUGGAACACCUAAACAAGUGGGGCCUUAACAUCUUCCGGGUCGCCGAGUACACCAACAAUCGGUCGCUCAGCUGCAUCAUGUAUACAAUAUUCCAGGAAAGAGACUUGCUGAAAACUUUCAAGAUCCCCGUGGACACAUUAGUCACUUACAUCAUGACGCUAGAAGACCACUAUCAUGCCGACGUGGCCUAUCACAACAGCCUCCAUGCUGCUGACGUCACGCAGUCCACUCACGUCCUUCUGUCUACACCAGCCUUGGAUGCUGUCUUCACCGACCUCGAGAUCCUGGCUGCAAUAUUUGCUGCUGCCAUCCAUGAUGUGGACCACCCUGGUGUCUCCAACCAGUUCUUGAUCAAUACCAAUUCGGAGCUGGCGCUGAUGUACAACGACGAGUCAGUACUGGAGAACCAUCACCUGGCGGUGGGUUUCAAGCUGCUGCAGGAGGAGAACUGCGACAUUUUCCAGAACCUGAGCAAGAGGCAGCGACAGACUUUGCGGAAGAUGGUCAUCGACAUGGUCCUGGCUACCGACAUGUCCAAACAUAUGAGCCUCUUGGCCGACCUCAAGACGAUGGUGGAGACCAAGAAAGUGACCAGCUCAGGGGUGCUUCUGCUGGACAACUACACUGACAGAAUACAGGUCCUGCGGAACAUGGUUCACUGUGCGGAUUUGAGCAACCCCACGAAGCCGCUGGAGCUCUAUCGGCAAUGGACAGACCGGAUCAUGGAAGAGUUCUUCCGGCAAGGGGACAAAGAGCGGGAGCGGGGCAUGGAGAUCAGCCCCAUGUGUGACAAGCACACGGCCUCUGUGGAGAAAUCGCAGGUGGGCUUCAUUGACUACAUCGUGCACCCGCUGUGGGAGACGUGGUCGGACCUGGUGCACCCAGAUGCACAAGACAUUUUGGACACCCUCGAGGACAACAGGGACUGGUACCACAGCAUGAUCCCCCAGAGCCCCCCCCCUCCGGACGACACGGAGAAGGACGACGAAGCCUGCCUGGAGAAAUUCCAGUUUGAGCUGACUCUGAGGAAGAGGGAGGACUCAGAGCAGUCUGAAAAGGACCACAGCAGCCCUGGCGACGAGGACAAUAGCUACUACACAGCCACAGAGGAGCAGCAACACGAGUCCCAGGAAGGGCAGGACAGACUAACGGACGGCACAGCGAACGACACGUCUCCCGGCACAUCAUGACUUUGGGGAGGGACAAUUGAAAAAGCAAAAAAAAACCACACACACACGAAAGUUUUCAUGAGGGAGGGGCAGGGAUAAAAAAAAACAACGAAAAAAACUCAUUUUUUAUUUUUAUUGUAUUUUUUAUAAAAAGAAAAUCAACAAGAAAAAAAAGGGAAAUAUACACAGCAACUGUAGAACCAGGUUGGCCCAAGCAAGGGGGGCAGUAGCCCUGCUGCUUCAGUGAGCGGCCCAAGCACUCCAGAAAUAAUCUUACCUUUAA
Lacerta agilis (Sand lizard) is the source of this 2508-nucleotide messenger RNA. RefSeq names its product phosphodiesterase 4A (gene PDE4A). Gene Ontology annotation, molecular function: 3',5'-cyclic-AMP phosphodiesterase activity. NCBI's taxonomy places the organism in Eukaryota, Metazoa, Chordata, Lepidosauria, Squamata, Lacertidae. The record is from RefSeq and is a predicted model, not a curated record. Gene Ontology annotation, cellular component: perinuclear region of cytoplasm; nucleus; cytosol. Gene Ontology annotation, biological process: signal transduction.